Microtus ochrogaster (prairie vole) is the source of this 598-nucleotide messenger RNA. Its product is annotated as glycine N-acyltransferase-like protein Keg1. The transcript has 5 exons. Gene Ontology annotation, molecular function: glycine N-acyltransferase activity. Gene Ontology annotation, cellular component: mitochondrion. The coding region runs from base 110 to 598 and encodes 162 amino acids. NCBI's taxonomy places the organism in Eukaryota, Metazoa, Chordata, Mammalia, Rodentia, Cricetidae. The record is from RefSeq and is a predicted model, not a curated record.
GCUUGUUAUUGUUCACCACUGUGAAUGCUAGCAUUUCAGAAAAGACCUGCUGCUUGUUAUUGUUCUGAGGAGGCUCUGUGUGGAUGCAUAUUUAUAGGUAUCGGAAGAGAUGUUCUACUUACAGGGUUCUCAGAUGCUCCAGGUUCUGGAGAACUCCCUGAGGAAGCAGCUGCCUGAGACCUUAAAGGUUUAUGGGACUGUCUUCCACAUGAAUCAGGGAAACCCAUUCAAGCUCAAGGCUCUGGUGGACAAGUGGCCUGAUUUUAAUACUGUUGUUAUUCGACCCCGGGAGGAGGACAUGGAAGAUGACCUUGACCACUACACCAGCACUUACCUAAUCUACUCUAAGGAUCCUGAGAAUUGUCAGAAGUUCCUCAGCUCAUCAGAAGUCAUUAACUGGAAACAACAUCUACAGAUUCAAAGUUCACAGUCAAGCCUGGACAAAGUGAUAGAAAAGCUUGGAGCCAUUAAUUCAGGCAAGGUCAAGCAUACACAGUGCUUUCUCUAUAUGAAAAGAGAAACAGCAAAGAAAGUGGAUUCUUCCUUGGUGGACAUGAAUAACUUAGUACACAGCAGUGACAAUCCCAAGCCCAUGUAA